Molecule: messenger RNA, 621 nt
Organism: Serendipita indica DSM 11827
Lineage: Eukaryota; Fungi; Basidiomycota; Agaricomycetes; Sebacinales; Serendipitaceae
Source: the annotation of a GenBank genome assembly
AUGUCUCAAGCAUCAACCGUCGUCCGCGCAGCCAGGCUAUUUGAACGCUUUAAAGCCAGAGAACUUUGUCAAAAGCCGCUCUUCGUCCCAAAGAACGCUACAAACGGACAAUUACCUCAUCUUCACAAUCCGUUCGUCCCCGGAGUUCGCACUCCAUCCUCAACUAGGAGUCUCCCAAGUAGAUACUCGCUCAGGAGACAAAAAGAGCUCUUGAAGGCUGCCCGGCUGCUUGUUGCAACUGGCCAGGAUCCGACAGCUCUCAACUUUUUGCCUCCUGGUCCUAAAACCCAGUCGCGCAUCACGGGCGGUGGUGUCGACAAGGCACUGAAAUCAAUCAAGAAAAAGGAAGAUGUCGUCUCUGUAGCCGGCGUCGCAAAUGUUUUGGACCCGUCGAUAUCCCAAGAACCCAAGGAGGUUGUCUGGGUUGGAAAGCCUAGGCCACGAAAAACAAUUGGAAUGUACGAAGGCCGUAAGAUUGCAUUUAAACGUCCCAAGAGCGAGCGGGAGAGGCAAGGGAAGGCGGAUACUAUUCGAACCCAGAUGAAAGGAAUGGAAAAGCGUAUAGACGAAUGGAGAAACCGAAGAGCGGGCAGGACUGCAGGAACCAAACUCCCAUUCUAA